AAGCAAUCUUGGAUGGUUCCGUGUCCUCUAUGAAUUUACCCGGCAAGGAUCGUCUCGUCCUAGGAUCUUAGCAUAAUCCAUAAUUCGAAUGAAGGAGCUUAGCAUCCAGCAGUCGCUAUAGCCCAGUGCCUUCUUGUAACUUCCGUAAUCAAGCCGCUGUCGGUUGAGCUUGAUCGAAAGAUGGCGGUUAACCUCCGCGACAGACAAUGUUGUAACAACUAUAAAGAACCCCAUCGCCUCCCUGGAGCAAAAUACCUUAGACCACCCUCCAUCGUCAUUCUACAGCACAAUAAACACAACAGACGCUGAUCGAGAUGUCCCAUCGCCAAUUGAAACCUAAAAUACUACCGUUGGAGAGUGGAUUUUCAGAAGAGCAUCACUAUUUGAACUAUCGACAAUCGCGAGAUGAACAGCCCCAGAGUCAACAGGUGACGCGCCAGCAUUUGCAGGGCAGACGUACGGAGGACUUCAAAUCGCCAGGUCAACCACCGCAGAGCCAAGGUAUAACGACUCAAAAGUCCCCUCGCAUAAACUCAGAAGACCAAUCACCGCAGCAUCAUGAAUGGCCAAGCCAACAUUCACUGAGCGAAGCAUCAGAGAAUGAACCCUAUCAGAUUCCUGACGAUACUAAAGAAAUGCUGACGAUAUUUAAGGAUCGUCUCGGCCCUCUUCGUCAUAAGAGGCAAGAUGAAGAGAAACAAUUCCUGGCUAGACAGAAUUCUUCUGCGCCCUCAACCACUAAGACUACUGCAGCACGCGAGUCGAAAAAGAAAGCUAAAAGAGUUCGUUUUCAGGAACGGUCCCCACAGGAGCUCAGCAAGUCAUCAGGGAAGCGCAGGGCGCCUUAAUACCUCUGAGCAUCGUACCUACAACCUAGAUCGCCUGCUGUAUAUGCGGCUCAGGGGUUGAUGUAACUAGGAAAGAAAUUCCUAGUUUUCAUACUUUCGCUUCAUUAG
Messenger RNA from Aspergillus pseudonomiae, 956 nucleotides. RefSeq lists its product as uncharacterized. The transcript has a single exon. The record is from RefSeq and is a predicted model, not a curated record. Lineage: Eukaryota; Fungi; Ascomycota; Eurotiomycetes; Eurotiales; Aspergillaceae. The coding region runs from base 315 to 848 and encodes 177 amino acids.